AUGGCUUUCAGUUCUCUAUUAACCUCAGUAGGGUACCUUGAAAUCUUUAUAGCAAUCUUUUUCUUUCUUGUAUUCUGGGCUAUAGGAAAUACCAAAAAUGACCUACCAAGAAAUUAUCCAUUUCUCGGAAUGUUUCCAACCCUACUUCUCAAUAUACACAGAAUCCAUGAAAAGAUUACAGAAGUUCUUUCAAAAACUGGAGGUACUUUCUUGUUGAAAGGCCCUUGGUUUACUAAUAUGGACAUGCUUGGCACAGUAGAUCCUGUAAAUGUACAUUAUAUUAUGAGUACAAAUUCUUCAAAUUUUCCAAAAGGACCAGAAUUCAAGAAGAUUUUUGAUGCUUUUGGUGAUGGAAUUUUUAAUUCUGACUUUGAUUUAUGGAAGAAACAAAGCAAAUAUGCCAAAGAACUGGUCAGUAAUCAGAAAUACCACAAAUGUUUGAUAAAAACCAUUAACGACAAGGUCAAAGAUGGCCUGAUACCGAUUCUUGAUUUCAUGGCUAAAGAAGAUAAAAUUUUUGAUUUGCAAGAUAUUUUCAAGAGGUUAACCUUUGAUACAAUAUGUAAAGUAGUCACUGGCUUUGAUCCUGGUUGCCUUUCUCUUGAGUUCCCAUGCGUUCCAUUUGUGAAAGCUAUGGAAGAUAUUGAUUAUGUUAUAGUCAUACGCCAUUUAUUGCCGGAGAGUAUUUGGAAGCUGCAAAAAUGGCUUGGAGUUGGGCCAGAAAAGAAACUAAGCAAAGCUGUGGAAGUUGUUGACCAAAUUAUAGAAAAGUUUAUAUUGAUGAAACGUGAAGAGUUGAGCAAUGGAGCAAAAUCUAAGCAACAAGAAGUUGGUUUUGACUUAUUAACAUUAUGCAUAGUUAAUGAUGGAGAAAGGACAACAGGGUUGAAGUUUGAUAAUAAAUUUUUGAGGGAUACAAUAUUUAGCUUCUUGUUUGCCGGACGUGAUGGAGUUAACUCCUGCCUUACUUGGUUCAUUUGGCUGGUUUUCGCACACCCUGAGGUUGAAAGGAAUAUAAGAGAAGAACUUAAGGCAAUCAUCCCCGUGGAAGAAACUGAAAAAUGGAAGUUUUUUACGGCAGAAGAUUUGAAAAAUGUGAUUUAUUUACAUGCUGCAUUGUGCGAAACAAUGAGGUUGUAUCCCCCUGUUCCAUUCCAGCACAAGAGGCCACAGAAACAUGAUAUUCUCCCAAGUGGUCACCAUGUUCAUCCCAAGAUGAGAGUGAUGUUUAAUUUGUAUGCGAUGGGGAGGAUGGAAUUCAUUUGGGGAAAGGAAGCUUCGGAAUUCAAGCCAGAGAGAUGGAUAUCAGAGUGUGGAACGAUAAAACAUGAGGCAUCUUACAAGUUUUUGACUUUUGGUGCAGGACCAAGAAAAUGCAUAGGGAUAGAAACAUCUUUCACUCAAUUAAAAGUUAUGGCCGCUGCAAUCAUCCAUAAUUACGAGAUUAAAAUGGUAAAAGAUCAUGAUGUUUCCCCUAAUUGUUCCAUUAUCCUCCACAUGAAACAUGGUUUUAAGGUUAGGGUUAAGAAGAGAUGGGCAUAG
This is a messenger RNA of Nicotiana tabacum (common tobacco), 1542 nucleotides long. RefSeq names its product alkane hydroxylase MAH1-like. The record is from RefSeq and is a predicted model, not a curated record. Lineage: Eukaryota; Viridiplantae; Streptophyta; Magnoliopsida; Solanales; Solanaceae. Gene Ontology annotation, molecular function: monooxygenase activity; oxidoreductase activity, acting on paired donors, with incorporation or reduction of molecular oxygen; iron ion binding.